AGUGAGAUAGCAAGGAUGGUUCUACUGGAGAAGCUUUGGGACGAUGUUGUGGCUGGACCUCAGCCUGAGCGUGGCCUCGGCAAGCUCAGGAAAAUCACCCCACCAAAGCCCUUGAACAUUAAAGAGAUGGAAGGAGAGGGGAGCAAGUACCAGAGGUCGAUGUCGAUGCCGGAGAGCCCAGGGACCCCGGCGACGCCGAAAACACCAGUUACGGCUCGUAAGGACAACGUUUGGAGGAGCGUAUUCCAUCCGGGUAGCAACCUUGCCACCAAGGGCAUCGGUGCCGAACUCUUUGACAAGCCACUGCCCAACUCUCCCACCGUCUAUGACUGGAGAAAAAGUAGAACGAUGGAAACCUCAAAAGACCCAGAGGCCCCUAUCUUUCUCGAUCACGGUUCUUGAGCAACACGAGGAAAG
Carya illinoinensis is the source of this 417-nucleotide messenger RNA. Its product is annotated as auxin-repressed 12.5 kDa protein-like. Bases 16 to 402 code for a protein of 128 amino acids. The record is from RefSeq and is a predicted model, not a curated record. NCBI's taxonomy places the organism in Eukaryota, Viridiplantae, Streptophyta, Magnoliopsida, Fagales, Juglandaceae. The transcript has a single exon.